AAGAGAGAGAAACAGAAAUUAGGGUUUUAUCAGAAGAGAGCAUCCGUCAAUGGAGAAGUAUCAUAAGCUUCAGAAGGUAGGAGAAGGAACAUAUGGGAAAGUAUACAAAGCAAUAGAUAAAACAACUGGACAGAUCGUAGCACUGAAGAAAACUCGUUUGUCUAUGUAUGAAGAAGGUGUUCCUUCGACAGCGAUUCGAGAAGUUUCAUUACUUAAAAUGCUUUCUCAAUCUAUCCAUGUGGUGAAAUUACUCUGUGUUGAAUAUCUUGAAAAAAAUGGAAAUCCCCUUCUUUACUUAGUUUUUGAAUACCUUGAUACUGAUCUGAAGAAAUUCAUCAAUUGCCAUCGGAAAGGUCCUGAUGCUGGUCCUUUACCCCCUCCUCUCAUUCAGAAUUUCAUGUAUCAGUUGUGUAAAGGGAUCGAAUAUUGUCAUGGUCAUGGUGUGCUUCACAGAGAUUUAAAGCCCCACAAUCUUUUGUUGGAUAAAGAGAAGGGUAUACUGAAGAUUGCAGAUCUUGGUUUGGGAAGAGCUUAUAUUGUGCCUAUGAAGCAUUACACACAUGAGAUUCUUACACUUUGGUAUAGAGCUCCAGAGAUAUUGUUGGGGUCGAAGCAUUACUCGUGUUCUGUCGAUAUGUGGUCUGUAGGGUGUAUAUUAGCUGAGCUGGAAAGAAGAGAAGCUCUAUUCAAGGGUGACUCAGAGUUACAACAGCUUCUUCGUAUUUUUGGGUUGUUGGGAACUCCUACUGAGGAGCAAUGGCCUGGAGUUACUUCUCUGAAAGAUUGGCAUGAAUAUCCACAAUGGAAGCCUCAGAGCUUGGUGCAUGCUGUUCCUUCUCUUGAACCUGAGGGUGUUGAUCUUUUAUCGAAGAUGCUCCAGUUGGAUCCCGGAAAAAGAAUCUCAGCUAAGGAAGCCUUGGAUCACCCCUACUUUGCCACCCUCGACAAAUCACAAUUUUACUCAGUAUCUGACACUCCUUGCUCGAGAAACUUUUGAAAAGAUAACUACUGUUUUCUCCAGCCUUGUAUGGGUUCUGCAUUUUCAUAUGGCAACAAACUGGGUUGCCAUACCUUUGGUACAUUCUCACUAUGUGUCCUGUCACUUGUAUAUGUUUCUUCUUAAACCAUCCAAAUUUAGAAUUGGCAUUAAAUUUUUGCCACAUUCAUUUCAAAAUCUAACAUGAUCUUACAUAAAUAUAUUAGUUCCUUUUAAUUU
This is a messenger RNA of Papaver somniferum (opium poppy), 1216 nucleotides long. RefSeq names its product cyclin-dependent kinase B1-1-like. Bases 50 to 997 code for a protein of 315 amino acids. Gene Ontology annotation, molecular function: ATP binding; cyclin-dependent protein serine/threonine kinase activity; cyclin binding. Gene Ontology annotation, biological process: signal transduction; G1/S transition of mitotic cell cycle; protein phosphorylation. NCBI's taxonomy places the organism in Eukaryota, Viridiplantae, Streptophyta, Magnoliopsida, Ranunculales, Papaveraceae. The transcript is spliced from 7 exons. Gene Ontology annotation, cellular component: cyclin-dependent protein kinase holoenzyme complex; cytoplasm; nucleus. The record is from RefSeq and is a predicted model, not a curated record.